Molecule: messenger RNA, 2860 nt
Organism: Epinephelus moara (kelp grouper)
Lineage: Eukaryota; Metazoa; Chordata; Actinopteri; Perciformes; Serranidae
Gene: ss18
Product: SS18 subunit of BAF chromatin remodeling complex
Exons: 11
Coding region: 124-1263 (379 amino acids)
Biological process (GO): positive regulation of transcription by RNA polymerase II
Cellular component (GO): nucleus
Molecular function (GO): transcription coactivator activity
Source: RefSeq, a predicted model, not a curated record
CGCCGCAUUACGAAAUUGCAUCCUAUUCUGAACUGUUUGAUCUGAGUUCUACCGAUUUGUUAAGUGUGUUAGCUACUUUCGACUUUUAUGCUCUAGUUCACUUUAAUUUCAUAGAUCAUCACCAUGUCGGUGGCAUUUGCACCUCACAGGCAGCGUGGGAAGGGUGAUAUAACACCCGCUGGAAUACAAAAGUUACUUGACGAAAACAACCAGCUGAUCCAGUGUAUAAUGGACUUCCAGAGUAAAGGCAAAACAGCAGAAUGUUCACAGUAUCAACAGAUGCUGCACAGAAAUUUAGUGUACCUGGCAACGAUAGCAGACUCCAAUCAGAACAUGCAGUCUCUCCUCCCUGCGCCGCCCACUCAAAACAUGCCCAUGGGCCCUGGUGGGAUGAACCAAAGUGGACCCCCCCCUCAGCCUCCUCACGGUCACAACAUGCCCUCUGAGGGUAUGGUCAGCGGUGGCCCUCCAGCCCCACACAUGCAGAACCAGAUGAAUGGACAGAUGCCUGGGCCUAAUCACAUGCCCAUGCAAGGUCCCGGUCCAGGCCCCAACCAGCCCCCAAACAUGCCCAGUGGCUCUAUGAAUAUGCCCCCCAGCAGCCAUGGCUCGAUGGGUGGGUACAAUCACACCGUCCCUUCUUCCCAGGGCAUACCAGCUCAGAGCCAAAUGAACAUGACCCAGGGCCAGCCCAUGGGAAACUAUGGGCCUCGGCCAAACAUGAACAUGCAGCCCAACCAAGGCCCCAUGAUGCACCAGCAGCCUCCCUCUCAGCAGUAUAACAUGCCUCCUGGUGGUGGUGGACAGCACUACCAAGGACAGCAGAACCCAAUGGGCAUGAUGGGCCAGGUCAACCAAGGGAACCACGUCAUGGGCCAGAGGCCGAUGCCGCCCUACAGACCCCCACAGCAAGGACCCCCUCAGCAGUACCCAGGGCAGGAAGACUACUAUGGGGACCAGUACAGUCACGCAGGACAGGGAGCCUCAGAAGGUAAUGCCCAGUAUGGCCAACAACAGGAAGCAUACCAGCAAGGCCCUCCCCAGCAGCAGGGCUACCCUCCUCAGCAGCAGUACCCGGGUCAACAGGGCUACCCACCACAGCAGCAGGGUUACGGCCCCUCCCAAAGUGCCCCAGGACAGUAUCCUAACUAUCCUCAGGGGCAGGGACAGCAGUAUGGGGCCUAUCGCCCUCCUCAGCCAGGACCCCCACAGGGCCAGCAGCAACGCCCCUAUGGCUAUGACCAGGGGCACAUGAGGAAAUAAAGACCCGGGGAUUUGAACCCCUGACUAGCUCUGUAAGAAGCAAAGGGCCAAUAUGGAAAUUACCAGCAAUGAGAGAUGGUCACAGCAACCCACACAGCUCUGUUCUGAUCUCUGUCUGAGCUUUGACCUCUGGUCAGCAGCUAAGCAGACUUUAAAUGAUGGUUGUAGCUCACUGAGAUUCCCUCAGACACGAACAUACAACACUCGAAAAUACAAGAUAACGUUUCCCCCCCUCUCUCUCUUUGGGCUCUUACUUGCCUAAAAAAUUGUAUUCUGUUACAUCGACUUGAUAAUGUCAAAGUCCAUGACUCACCCUCUGGUCCAGUAUGUCUCAAAGCAGCAAUGCCUUAAAAAUGGAACUGCCUUAUCCUUUAGCAUUGCAGAUUGUGAAAUGGGCUAACACAAAUUUUGGAUAUCAGAGAUGAUUUAAAUGUACAGUUUCAAUCUACUGUGGUGCAUUGUUUCUCUGUCCUUCAGCUCCUUGUUCAUAAGAAGCAAUAAUGCCAGCAGUAGGGAAAAUGUGUGGGGGCUCGGAGAUGAAAUAAUGCACCAGACAAACUUCCCGCUAGGCCAUGGUACGUGUCUUGAUGUAUGUGAUGAUGUACAAAUAUAUUUUAUGCUUUUUAGAUCAAGCUAACUUUGUAUAAGACAUUGGAAACUAGUACUAAAGCUGUGUUGUUUAUUUCAUGAAGUGUAUGUGUCAAUGUUUUUUUAAAUGAUGAUCCCAUCCAGCACAUUUUUUUUUUGUGUGUGUUGAAUUGUGUAACUAUACAAUUGGAUCUGCUACGUCAGCGACAUGGGCACUGUGUGAAUUCUUUGUGUAAAAACUUUCAGUGACAUGCACGGAAAUUCCUUGAAGGACAAAUACGAACAUCAUGCUUGGAAUUUGAACAUGCUCAAUGUCUGACCACACGCAAAACAGUUUCCGAGUUUUAAAAAAAUCGAUAUGAAAUUUCAAUCUUGAUUUGUUUUUUUUUUUGUUUUUUCUUAACCACAUAACCUGACAGAAUAAUGGCAAUCAGCCUUUAUUUGACCCAUGUGCCCGAAGAGGUGAUGUGUAGCAGAUGCUGCUGCAAAUUGUAAGUCAGUGCUCUCUGGAGCUUUUUUUUUUUUUUUCUGUACAAGCACCUCAGUCUUGUCCGAUGACUGCAAAUUGGUGAAUGGGAAAAAUUCGUAUAAUAAAUAUUUCUGACAAGUACAUUUUUUUAACGUCUUGACUAUGCUGGAAUCCCCUUUUCCCUUUGAAUAAACGUCUAAGUUGAUGUCAUUCAAAUAGUGUUGUGUGUGAAUAAUAAAGAUUGUUACUGUCAAAUAUGUAACAUAAGAUGUGAAAAUAAUGUUCUCAAAUGAAUUCCUUAAUUUCACAGUAAAGACUGGUUGUGCAGUUUUAUAUCACUGGCUUGAUAUCUGUUUUAUGGUGCAUACUUUAUUGAUCCCAUAUGUACAGCGGCGUAAAGAAGAGGAACUCAUUGUCCUCCGAUAUUGUUUAUAUGGCUGUUUUAAUAUUUGGCAUCCUGCACCCCAUUCAAGUGGUCACAUUUGUGUCAUGGCAAUGUAUAACUGUACAUUACAAUAAAUUGGAAGAAUCUUUAAUAUA